Seminavis robusta is the source of this 726-nucleotide messenger RNA. The record is from the annotation of a GenBank genome assembly. Lineage: Eukaryota; Bacillariophyta; Bacillariophyceae; Naviculales; Naviculaceae.
AUGGUCCGAUUCAGUAGCUCCCUUGUCCUGGCACUGGCGAUCUCAUCCGCGAGCGCCUUUGCCCCAUCCUCUCCUUCCACUACUGGAAGCAGUACCGAGCUUGCAUUGAACCGUAGAGAUGCCAUCAAUACUGUAGGAAUCGCUCUCGGAGGCAUCUUGUCUGCUGGAGUACCUGAGCCAAGUCUUGCAGUCAACCCAGCCCUUCAGACAUUCAAAGGAGGAAAGAAAACAAAGGGAUCUUUCAUCCCCGGAAAGGGCCUUCAUGAGCAAGAAUCCUUUGAUCAACUGGUGGCAUCGAACCCAGCCCUGCAGACAUUCAAGGGAGGAAAGAAAACAAAGGGAUCUUUCAUCCCGGAAAGGGCCUUCAUGAGCAAGAAUCCUUUGAUCAGCUUAUCCUUUGAUCAGCUGGUGGCAUCCAACCCUGCCCUCCAAACAUUCAAGGGAGGAAAGAAAACAAAGGGAUCUUUCAUCCCUGGAAAGGGCCUCCACGAGCAAGAAUCCUUUGAUCAACUGGUGGCAUCGAACCCAGCCCUUCAGACAUUCAAAGGACGAGAUGGAACAAAGGGAGCUUUCAUCCCCGGAAAGGGCCUUCAUGAGCACGCAUCGUUUGAUCAGCUUGUGGCAUCCAACCCAGCCCUUCAGACAUUCAAAGGAGGCAAGAAAACCAAGGGUUCCUUCAUCCCAGGAAAGGGCUUGCACUCUCGUGAAGAGAGUAUGUUCUCGUAA